Molecule: messenger RNA, 1841 nt
Organism: Cyprinus carpio (common carp)
Lineage: Eukaryota; Metazoa; Chordata; Actinopteri; Cypriniformes; Cyprinidae
Product: solute carrier family 35 member G2-like
Cellular component (GO): membrane
Source: RefSeq, a predicted model, not a curated record
CAUUUCCGCCAAGAAAUAAGAUCAUCACAGCAUGCAUGUGCUGCUUCUGACGCUGAAGAUGAUGAUGAUGUUAGGCUGAAGCAGGAUUCACAUGGUCUACCCCACCCUCGCUCUGUCAUCAGAUAGGAAACAAGGGGGUUUGUCUCGGGGAGCAUCACCCCAGCAGAAACACGAGCAUCAGGAGGCGUGUGGAGCGUCGCGCACCUUGGAGACGUCCAGCGCGUCCAUGAGGAGAGGAUGGAGACAUGGCGAGCGCAGUUCUCCGUAUCUUGACGCCAGUGCAUUAAACAUAUAUGUUUCAUUCUCAAGAGCUUUAAAGACAGCAGGAUCCUUUCGCUGAAAGAAGCGUGCUGCUCUGUAGCUGAAGAAAAUGGAUCCGUCCCCAACAGGUCAGCAGUACGGCUCCAAAAAGAGGGUUAAAAUCCACCCCAACACUGUCACAGUAAAGUACACCACACAUUUCCCCCAGCCGGGUGAUGAGGGAUACGAUGACGCGCCGUCUUUUGAGGACUUCGGCUCAUUCAUGGACAACAACCCGAGCAAGAGACUGGUGUCAGAGAGCGGCCACGGCAGGACUUUAUUCGGCACUAUGGAUUCUCAUCCCAAAGCUGAUCAGAGAGAUAAAGGAGUGGGCAGUCAGCUGGCGAGCUUCGGCGAGGCCUCGGUCCUGGCAUCGCGGGUCACCUGGGGUGCCCUUUUUGGGGCAGCCAUCGCGCAUGGUUGCGUGGCCCUCAUUACACGCCUAGCAGCCGACCGUUCCAAAGUGCCAUCAUUAGAGCUCAUCUUCAUCCGCUCGGUGAUCCAAGUGUUGUCCAUACUGGUGGUCCUCUACUACAAAGAGGCUCCCUUUGGGCCGAAGGGCUAUCGACUGCGUUUGUUCUUCUACGGGGUUUGUAACGUCAUCUCCAUCACGUGUGCAUACACAUCCUUUGCGAUCGUUCCGCCCAGCAACGGCACCAUCAUGUGGCGGGCGACCACCACGGUUUUCAGUGCUGUUCUGGCCUUCUUGCUCCUAGAUGAACGCCUCGGUUACACAGACGUUGUGACAGUCGUAGGUAGCCUCUUCGGCCUGUGUCUCGUCAUGAUCCCCAACAUCGCCGACGAGGAGGAGUCCCCUCUGGGAUUCUGGAAAGAAGCCUUCGGCUACACGAUGACUGUCAUGGCGGGUCUGACAGCUGCUCUGUCCAUGAUCGUGUACCGGGCCAUCAAAGAGCGUGUCAGCAUGUGGACAGCGCUCUUCACGUUCGGCUGGACGGGAACCGUGUGGGGGGCGUCCACUAUGUUCAUCAUGCAAGAGCCCAUCAUUCCGUUGGAUGGCGAGACGUGGGGAUAUCUCAUGGGGAUCUGCAUUUGCUCCACCGUGGCGUUUCUGGGCGUCUACUACGCCCUCAACAAGUUCCACCCGGCUCUGGUCAGCACCGUGCAGCAUCUGGAGAUCGUGGUGGCCAUGCUUCUUCAGCUCAUCGUGCUGCGGAUGAUCCCGUCCGUGUACGACGUCUUCGGAGCGCUGGUCAUCAUGGUCAGCGUGUUCGUCCUCACGGGUCUCAAGCUUUACAGAGUGGGCCGGGCCAUCCGACAAGAUUACCAAGAGAUUCUGGACUCGCCGAUCAAAUGAGAGCGUGUGUAGUGUGUUAGUCCCACUGUAAGUGUGUGUACUUGAGCGCAUGAGGGGGCAUGUAUAUGUGUGUGUGUGUGCAGUGUUUCUCAGCCCCCUUCUCUUACAAAUGUGCAAUCAUUGAAUAUCUGGAUCUUCGGCAUUUAUUUCAAAUCGUGAAAAGAGUGCCAUUGGUGUAAUGUCUUUGCUAACUGUUGAUGUGGGAAAAUAAAAACAGUGAUCCAUA